Messenger RNA from Exophiala viscosa, 1866 nucleotides. RefSeq names its product SprT-like family-domain-containing protein. NCBI's taxonomy places the organism in Eukaryota, Fungi, Ascomycota, Eurotiomycetes, Chaetothyriales, Herpotrichiellaceae. The record is from RefSeq and is a predicted model, not a curated record. Gene Ontology annotation, cellular component: nucleus. The transcript has a single exon. The coding region runs from base 1 to 1866 and encodes 621 amino acids.
AUGGGUUCACAUGAGUCCCGCACCAAGAAACAGGGCCUAGGUUAUGCGAGCAGAUUCGUCUUGAACGAAGCCCGGUGUAACGACGACGCGGAGAGCUCCAUGGAAGAGGAGGAUGAGGACGAAGAUACUGACCUGAGCGGUUUCAUUGUGGAUGACGAUGCAGAGCUGAGUUAUCACGACAGUGCGGGGCCGGACUCAGAAGGCGACGCUCGAGACCAGCGGUCGAGGAUGAAGAGUUUGCCUAGACAAGCCUCCAGACGACGUCUUCAGAGAGGGCGGCGCAACCAGCGGCGUGUUGACUCUUCGGACCACGAGUCGAACUCAGGAAAAGAGAACAACCCAACAAGUGAACUGUUCGACGCCAUGCGGAAUAUGAGGCUACACGAAGGUACAGUUGAAGCGAAAGCGGGAGUAGUCGAAGUCAUCGAUCUCACUUCCUCACCGCCGGCUUCGCCUAAAGUCGAACUGAACACACGGCAAAAUGGAAAGGCGACCUUAUUGCCGCACCCCGAACCUCAGAUACAGCGGUCAAGCAGCUCGAAUCCGUUCGAAGACUUUGACACUAUACUGAGAUUGGCCCCUCCAUCCUCGAGGCCGAAACUUGCUGUCCCCUCAAAGAUCAUGGCCAUUCAAGACCCUCUUGAGAGAGCGGCUGAAGCGAGAGAGGACUCUUUCAAGACACCUCCAGCAACACCGCCUCGGUCAUCAUCGAAACUGAAGUCGCCCUCAAAAUUGCUGUCUCCUUCGAAGAGACAAGCUAUCCCUCGAUCGCCUCACCGACAGAGUAUGGACGACUUUUGGGAUCAUAAUGUGAUCAAUGAAUGGAUCGACGAGUAUUCACCAAAGAAAGCACCGACAACCUCACCGAGAAAAGGAGGACUUGCUCGCUUUCAGAUUUGGUCCGACUCAGAGGACGAUGACCAGGACCAGGAAAGUUCCACCCCACUGCCCAGGCCCUUCUCAUCACCCCGAAAAACACGAGCAAAGAAUCAGUUGCCAGUGAAAAGUCCGGAAAAAGAGGAGAAGAAGCGUCUGCUUGACGAGAAGCGGGCUGCACUGGCCAGGAAGAAAGCUUUCGACAGUCGCAAAGAGCAGCUUGCCGUUGACUUGCUGGAAGAGCUCGAUAUGAGCGUAGCUGGGUCAGAGCUUGCAAAGCUCGCGUCGAGCACAGGCGGUGUUCGAAUCGUAUGGUCAAAGAUUCUUCGGUCAACGGCCGGCCGUGCGAACUGGAAACGAACAGUGAUCAAGUCGUCCGGGUCGCCCGUUAAGGGUGGUGAGGUGGCUGGCCCGGGUAUCAAAGUCCAGCACUUUGCCAGCAUCGAGCUUGCCGAGAAGAUUGUCGAUUGUGAGGAUCGACUCGUUAACACUGUGGCACACGAGUUCUGCCAUCUGACGAAUUUCAUGAUCAGCAACAUCCGCGACCAGCCUCAUGGUGCUUCCUUUAAGCAGUGGGCGGAAAGAGUCACAUCUUAUUUGCGUGCAAGUGACGUGGAAAUCUGGCGCAAAGUCGAAGUCACCACUAAACACAGCUAUGUCAUCAAUCACAAGUAUCUCUGGGUUUGUGUUGGGAGGGAACAAACACCGGCCAUGAAUUUCCUUAACAUUAACGACGAGGACGGCUGUGGAGCAGAGUACGGUCGACACAGCAAGAGUAUUGACCCGGAUAAACAUCGUUGUGGCAAGUGUAAGGGCAAACUGGUACAGGUCAGACCGAAACCGCGUGCGAGUCCUGUCAAGAAAUCGAGGAUGCUGUUCACAAGAGAAGAUAGUGCAGAAAGUGCUAAGUCCAAUUCAACUUCCGGAAGCAGCAACAGUGGAAUGAGCAAUUUGGAGACCAUGACUGAAGUUGUUGAGUUGAGUGACUGA